Messenger RNA from Lytechinus pictus (painted urchin), 513 nucleotides. RefSeq lists its product as uncharacterized. Bases 1 to 513 code for a protein of 170 amino acids. The record is from RefSeq and is a predicted model, not a curated record. The transcript has 2 exons. NCBI's taxonomy places the organism in Eukaryota, Metazoa, Echinodermata, Echinoidea, Temnopleuroida, Toxopneustidae.
AUGUACGCCUCCAGCACAGCCUCCAUCAGAUACCAAUCCCUACCCUCCUCCGCAGGGAGCCGGGACUGCCGGUUACCCUCCUCAGCCAACAGCACCUGCCUACCCACCCCCAUCGGCAUCAAGUGCUCCAGCCUACCCGCCCCCAUCGGCACACAGCCUCCAUCAGAUACCAAUCCCUACCCUCCUCCGCAGGGAGCCGGGACUGCCGGUUACCCUCCUCAGCCAACAGCACCUGCCUACCCACCCCCAUCGGCAUCAAGUGCUCCAGCCUACCCGCCCCCAUCGGCAGCAAGUGCUCCAGCCUACCCGCCCCCAUCGGCAGCUAGUGCUCCAGCCUAUCCGCCCCCAUCAGCAGCAAGUGCUCCAGCCUACCCACCCCCAUCUACAGGAGAUGCAUCGGCCUAUCCUCCCCAACAACCUUAUGAUGCAUCAGCUGCAUACCCCCCAAGCAAUAAUACUCCCGUGGGAGACCUUCCCCCUCCGCCUUCUUAUGAAGACAUCGUCAAGCAGUAA